GCAGGAAUUCUUUAUCCGGAAUCAUUCCGAUUCCUUUAUGUGUUAGUAAACGCAGGAAUGUUUUUACCCCAUAAUCAUUCACUCUCAUUCCAAGUAAGUAAACGUGCCCAUAAAUUAUAGAGAAACUAUUGGAGUUGAUUUUAGAUCUUUUUGCUUAUGCAGGUGUAUUAACAAAAUGGAGGGCUUUAAGGGUAGACCUCCCUUGCCGCCGCCACCAUCACCAUCCUCAUCCUUAUGGUGUCACAAUGAAAACCAGGGGACUGGAAACCCAAUAGAUACAGCACUUGCUCAAAUCCCAGAAACUCAGCAGCAAGUGCAGAAUGUUGAUCUUUUGGAGGUUUCGCGAGUUGAAGUACCAGACUCUGCUCAUGAUAAGAAACUCAAAAGGAUUCUGGCUACCAGGGAGUAUUCAAGGAGGUAUCAUAUGAAACAACUCCAGCAUAUUGGGAAACUGGAAACAGAAAGCAAAGUGCUAGAGGUAUUGCCUGUUAUUACCGUUAUUAAUUUACUAGCCUCAUACCCGUGCGAUGCACGUGAUAUUAGAACGUAG
Rosa rugosa (rugosa rose) is the source of this 550-nucleotide messenger RNA. RefSeq lists its product as uncharacterized. The transcript has 2 exons. Lineage: Eukaryota; Viridiplantae; Streptophyta; Magnoliopsida; Rosales; Rosaceae. The record is from RefSeq and is a predicted model, not a curated record. The coding region runs from base 176 to 550 and encodes 124 amino acids.